Castor canadensis (American beaver) is the source of this 1733-nucleotide messenger RNA. It is a transcript of the gene C18H22orf15, whose product is annotated as chromosome 18 C22orf15 homolog. The record is from RefSeq and is a predicted model, not a curated record. Lineage: Eukaryota; Metazoa; Chordata; Mammalia; Rodentia; Castoridae.
CUGGUGCUCUGGGGCGGGGUCGAGGCGGGGGGAGGAGGGAGAAGCAGGGAAGGAGCCCGGCCAGUCCCUCACCGGAAGCAGAAGUUGUGGCCCCCAUCCCCCAUAUCUCAAGAUGGAUGGAGUGGUCUCAGACGCAGUUGGAGUUGCCCGGGCAAUUGUGCCCGGGGCACACUCCUAACCCCAUAGUCUUUGUUGGAUCUUUGGGGAGGGGAGAGAUGGGAAGGAAAGUUCCCUGAAUGGGGAGAAAAGGGAUCCCACCCACUCACCUCUGCCCCUCCCUCACAGCCGGCUGCUGGGAGCUUGUGAACCCCUGGUGCAGCCUGGUGACUCUCACUGCCCACCUGAAGCAGAGAGGGCAGGUUUCCCCAGAAGCAACCAUUGCCCUCUUGGCUGAGGAUGGGCAGCUGGUGAACCUGGGAGAAGACCUGGAGACUUCCCCCAUCCCCAACAUGGGUAGUUCCCUGCUGGAGGAACGAGGGACCUAUGUCCUGGUGCACAUCGUUAUGGGAGAGAAUGGAGCCCCCACCCGCUAUGAGUCCCUGUUGGAAAACCUGGAAGACCAGUGUCCAGAACUGGCAGAGGAGCUGCGCUGGCUGUCAGGUCUCCCUGCCACAUGUAAUGGCCGAAGGAGACGCACUGGCACUAGACGUGGCCACCAGGAGCAAGCCCCCACUUCAAGGUCCCGAAGAAUGGGCUCCCUGCAGUCCAGGACCCGUUAGCUGGAGCCAGGUACAAAGGAGAUACGGACACAACCAGGAAGUUACACGGAGAAGUGUGACCCCUUUCCUGGAGAACAGACUCAAGUAUAUGCUGAGAAAGGUAGACUGUCAGUAUCAACCCCAUACUUGUCUACUCCCAAGAUGGAACACCUUGUACUCAGAGCAGGUCCCAGGAUGCCAUUGGAAUGUGACCAUCCUAAGGACAGGGAUACCCUCAGUGCUUAGGAGCCUUGGAAGGUGUGAAACACAGUGCUCAGUGAACAACUGCUGAAUGAACUCAGGGAACGUGGUGCAACAGGGUAUGAUGGAGCAGGCAUUGAAGAGCCUACUCCUCUGUUCUGCUCCACUUUAUGACCUGGCACAACAAAGUCAAGUGGCCAAACUGGACCUGGAUCCAAGGGGGCUGGUCCUGAUCUCAGCCUCAUGUGAUCAGCUAAAACAGACAGCAGCUCAGCAGGAUUCCUCUUUCAGAAUCUGGAAUUACUGAGAAGUUGCAUCAGCAAGAGGGGCAAAGUCACAGACAGAUGUAAAGCCCUAAAAUGCUGAUGCAAAGAAAGGGAUUCAGAAGCAGAAACAAGAAGGGUGGAGAGGUUGGGCGCUGGUGCUCAUGCCUGUAAUCCUAGCUACUCAGGAGGCAGAGAUCAGGAGGAUCGCAGUUUGAAGCCAGCCCCAGGCAAGUACUUAGAGACCCCAUCUCAAAAAAUCCCAUCACAUUAAAGGGCUGUAAGAGUGACCCAAGAGGUAAAAACCUAGCAAGCAUGAGGCCGAGUUCAAACCCCAGUGCCACCAAAAAAAAAAACAGAAGUGUGGAAGAGGUAGGUCUCCUGUAGUUGGAGACAACAGGUUUCUCCUGGGACUCCAGCCCCCAGAGUCUGAUACCCUUCGGGUCACCUAGUAAUGACUCCACAUUCAGCUGUCCAAAGUAGUCUAUCCUUGGCUACCCACAUUGCAGAUUUCAACAAGGCUCCUCCUGCCCACCCAAGAUGCCUGUUUAAGAUGAAACACAGCACACCA